This is a messenger RNA of Fusarium graminearum PH-1, 702 nucleotides long. RefSeq lists its product as uncharacterized. The record is from RefSeq and is a predicted model, not a curated record. The coding region runs from base 1 to 702 and encodes 233 amino acids. The transcript has a single exon. NCBI's taxonomy places the organism in Eukaryota, Fungi, Ascomycota, Sordariomycetes, Hypocreales, Nectriaceae.
AUGCUUUCCGAGGUCCAGUCCUACGCCCUGAACGGAGACUUUGACUUUUACCGACUUGCAGAAGAGGAGCCUUCCUUCUUGAGAACUGUCUAUUUGGCAUUUUUCGGCGUGGCCACAAAAUAUAAAGACAAGAUCAAAUUAAAAGCAAUCAUUAAGCGUAUUCCGUGGGAAUGUCGCGCUCGUGUUGUGAAUUUCGAGCCAGGUCAUGGACUCAACGUUGUGUUUUGGGCCAUCCUCCUGGACCUUGAUGACAAGGUCCGAUUAUUUCUCGACGCUGGCUUUGACAUUGAUCGCGAGUGGCACGGCAGAGGCUCGGCAUUGAUGUUUGCCAGCAGCGUCGGGGCAUUCAAGUGCUUCAAGCUUCUCAUUCAACGCGGCGCAAAGAUCUCAUACCUUGGUACUGGCAGACGCGAGCCUGUCAUGAGAUCUGCAGUGGAGGAAGCAAAGAGACAUCCCAGCCUACUGCGGUGGCUCCUUGUCGACCGCUACUACAAGACAGAUUACCUUACGGAGAAGGAGCACAAUGGGCCAGAUACUAUUACCAAGCCUUGGUCAGGUCCUCGCAAAGCGUUGUACACAUUGAGCGGCGUUGGUGGAGAAUGUUCCCGGUUGCAUAGCGAGUCUAUGAUAUUUUAUGCUCAGCGAGUUUCGACGAUGCGCAAGAGUCUGGAGGGACGUGUAGUACCCGCUACUCUUGUUUGA